This is a messenger RNA of Musa acuminata AAA Group (dessert banana), 5733 nucleotides long. RefSeq names its product trans-Golgi network-localized SYP41-interacting protein 1. The transcript has 8 exons. The record is from RefSeq and is a predicted model, not a curated record. The coding region runs from base 278 to 5494 and encodes 1738 amino acids. Lineage: Eukaryota; Viridiplantae; Streptophyta; Magnoliopsida; Zingiberales; Musaceae.
CCCUCUUCUUCGUAUCCCCCUCCCCGACUUCUCUCCGGAUUCGGUGUAACGUUUCAUCGUUACGUCUCCAAUAUCUCUCCGUCCGUUUGGGCGGCUUCUGCUCUUCCAUUCCCCAGAUCCCGAUUCCUUCGGGGUUUCAAUUUGUGUUGAAUUCAUCGAGUCCCGUGGAUCUACUGCUCCUUUUGAACUCUCCAAUUGAUUCUGGAUCUUCUAUCUUUUUCUUCUGGGUUUGGCCGCUCCUCUCGAUUGCUUGGCGAGGAUUCUUGAUCUGUGAGUAAUGCCGGACCGCUCGGACUCCGACUCCUCCCCCAAGUCGUUUAGCGGGGACUCGAGCUCCGGCAGCGAGGAGGUGAAGCCCAUCCGCCGUGCCGGGGGCUCGCGACGCUUCGCCGAUCCCGGGUCUCCCAGCAACACCCAGCAGUCCUCCGACGAGGGCGGCAGCAGCGACGGCGUGCUCGUGGAUCUCCCCGGGAACCGGGAUCAGGAUUCCAGGGGGUCGCCAGGGGAACCCGACAGUGGCAUCCUGGUAAAUAUCGACGGGUCGAUGCAGGAGUCCACGGACGACUCGGGGAGGAAGGAUACUUUUGAGGAUGCGCCGGAUCAACUAAGCGUGGCGGUCGCGCGGAGCCUCCGGCUGGAGGAGUCGAUGGCGGUGAUUGACAUCGGGGAGAGCUCUGCUGGUAGAUUGGGCACCAACGAACUUACCAGGUUUCAGGCUCGGCUAGAGGACGUUGUUGCUGAAUGCCAGAAGUACAAGGAUGAAAGAGAGGUUUUUGGAAAGGAAGUUGUCAGCCUUUGGCGAAGACUUCAGGACAUCUUUGAUCGUCAUUCUUUACUUGCUGCUGCCAAAAAUGAUGAGUCAGUUAGUCUCCCUCAGCUUAAAACAAGUGGGGGUGAGGAUAGGGCAUUGUCAUCACCCACACCGUUGCACUUGAUGUUGAAUGAAUGUUCCCAAUUCUUAGUUGAUUUGGAAUCCACUUUAGAUGAGAGGAUAAAUUCUGAUGGUAUAAUGAGGGAGCUUCGUGCUGUUCUAAAUGAAAAAGACCAAGAAAUCGAGGAUCUCAAUGUCAAGGCCUCAGAAUCUUCUGUUUCUCAUGAUGUCAUUUUUUCCUACUUGGGCUCACUUCGCAAAACAUGGUCAAAGUCUAUGGAGGACUCAACUAACCUUCUUACCAGAAGGUUACUCUCUUCCCUUGAAUCAGUGGUUGGGGAAGCACACAUGUCCAUUAAAGAUUCUCCUACUGAUGACAUCUCUCUUGUUGAGCAGAAAACAUUAAUGUUGAUAGAAAAACAUUCCCAGUUCUUAUCAGAGAUCCAUCUACUUCAGCAGUGCUUAGCAGAGGUUGGACCUGCAUUCACAGCCUCAGAAGAAAAUGAAUUGGGUAAUAUUUUCAGUUUUGCUCGUGAGAAGUUGUUUGAAAGCAAGACAAAGGAGGGCUAUCUUCACGAGGAAAUGAAUAGAUUGGAGGAAGAAAAUAGGAGACUCGUUGAACAGCUUGAGAGAAUGAAAGAGAGUCUAGAAGCAGCAGAAGUGGAGAAAAACAAGACAAAGGCAGAGCUUGAACAGUCAGAGAACAAGUUGGUGGCUACCAGAGAAAAGCUAAGUAUUGCAGUGACAAAGGGAAAAUCAUUGGUUCAACAUCGUGAUUCAUUGAAACAGUCCUUGGCAGAAAAGACAGGUGAGCUGGAGAAAUGCAUGCAGGAGUUGCAACAGAAGUCUGAGGCUCUACAAGCUACUGAAGUCAGCCUUGAGGAGCUGAAACAGUUACUGUAUGAGAGGACAAGUGAGCUUGAGAAGUGCUUGGAGGAGUUGCAACAUAAAACUGAUGAAUUUGAGACCGCUAAGGUGAUCAUUGAGGAUUUGAAUGCAACCAAUAACUUAGUUAGCGCUCUUCAAGAGUCACUUUCGCAAAGGGAUAAGUUUCUUCAAGAAAUUGAAGAAAUUAUGUUGGCGACAAAUUCCCCGCAAGAAGUGCUUUCCAUGGAGACAAUUGAUAGGGUAAGGUGGUUUGUUAACCAAAAGAAUGCUGCAGAUAUCAUAAUUCUGGAAAAUAAGAAAAUCAGAGAUGCCAUAUCUUCCAUUGAAUUACCAGAAGAUGUUUCACCCAGGGAAUUAGAUUAUCAAAUUAAUUGGCUUUUGACUGCAUUCACGCAUGCUAAAGAUGAUAACAGUAAGCUGCGGGAUCAAAUUAGUGGCUUCCAGCUUGCUAUGGUGUCACACGAAACAGAAAUGUCAGAGGCACAUAAGGAAAUUGCUUGCCUGGAAUCAUAUCUUCUGGAAGAAAAGUCAGCAAAAGAAAUUCUUCAUAAUGAACAUGAAGAUUUGAAAUGCAAAUAUGAGGAGAUGGUUCAAAAACUGUCUACACUUUCUUCUGAUAAAGAUCAGUUGAUGAAAGUAUUGUUGGAAUUAUCUGAAAGCACAUUGGAUGACCAUAUUUCUGUGGAUACAAGUUCUAUAGUGGAGAAAUGCAUGAUUAUGGUCAGUGAAAAGAUGAAGUCAUCUCUUGCUGAAAUUGAACGGUAUGAAAGGAUGUUGAGCACACUAUAUUUAACAGCUCAGGAAUUGAAAUUGUGUGAGGGGAUUCUUGAGGAUGAGAUGAUUGACAGAUCUGCCAUGGUGAAACUAUCAGAUGAGCUGACAAAAUUGUCAAAUGAAGCAUUUGUUUUAAAAAAUGAGAAGGACUCCAUACAGAAACAGCUAGAUCUAGUUGAGGAGAAAAAUUCUCUGCUUAGAGAGAAGCUAUCCAUGGCUGUGAAGAAAGGAAAGGGUUUAAUGCAAGAACGUGACCACUUAAAACUCUCUGUACAAGAGAAAGAAAUUGAAAUUGAAAACCGAACACAUGAGCUGCAGCUAAAAGAUUCUACUAUCAACGAGUACCAAGAGAAGAUAAAAAAUUUGUCAGCUAAAGUUGAGCACAUUGAGAAGCUAGAGGCAGAUAUAGUCUUAUUGAAGGAUGAAAGAGAGCAAAGCCAACAAAUUUUGCAUGAGAGAGGCACCAUAUUAAAUAAUUUAGUUAGUUCUAUAGGAAAAAUUGUUGUUCCUAGUGUUGAGGUCCUUGAAGGGCCCUUAGAAAAGGUUAAUUGGAUUGCUGAGUACAUUCAAAAAACAGAAGUGGCAAAAAGUAAUGCAUUAGAAGAGCUUCAUAAAGCAAAAGAUGAAGCUAGCUUACAGGCUAGCAGGUUAUCAGAUGCCUUUGCAACUAUUAAAUCAUUAGAGGAUGAAUUGUCCAAGGCAGAAAAACAUAUUUCUUUUACUGUUGAAGAAAAGAAUGUCAUCCAACUUGGCAAGAUUUCUAUUGAGCAUGAGUUUGAGAAGCUCAAGGAGGAGAGUUCUUCACAUGCUAGAAAGUUAUCAGAGGCCUAUGCCACUAUAAAGUCACUUGAAGAUGCAUUACAAGAAGCAGAAAAGGAUAUUGUUCGACUAAAUACUGACAUGAAUGAAUUGGAGGCCAAAAGCGAACAGGAGAUCAUUGACUUGAAUGCCAAAUUAAUUCAAUGCCGGGAGGAGUUGGCAGGAACUCGUGAAAUUAUAGAGAACCAUUCAGCUGAGCUAAAUAAUCAACUUGGAUAUUUAGAAAUGUUCAUAAAGGAUGAGAGUCUAUUUUCCAGAAUGGCUGAAAAAUUCAGCAAAAGUAUUGAGGGAUUGAGAACAAUGAACAAUCUUAUUCAGAAUAUGCACAGCCACUUUUCUUCAGUGGGUCUACGUGUGCAUCCUAGCAUGCAGCAUGACCCUGCAUUUAGAGAGCUUCCUUCUCUACCAAAAUUUGAGGACUUCAUGGACAACAGGGCCAUACAAUUGGAGGCAAGUGCUGCUGACAAUGAAGAUAUUUCAUCCUUGGCCAAGAUUGUAGGAAGUCUGCAUGCUCGAGCUGAGCUUUGUGGUGACAAUUUUGAAGUUUUCUGCAAGAUUCUAGACGAGCACAUAGCAGGAAUAUUGCCAGCCAUGCAAGCUACUAGAGACGAGUUUGUUCAUGUUCUUGAGCAUAGCGAGUCCUUAAAGCUGGAUGUACAUAAAUUAGAAGCUCAUAAUAAGGUUCAAGAAGCAAAACUUGUUUCUUUACAGAAAGGAUUGAUGACACUUUUUCCUGCAUGCAUUGAUGCUAUGCGAGAACUCAAUCAAUUUAGUGAUUCAAGUGGCACAUUGUCUUCCUUAGAUAAGGAAGCUUUUUCAGGAGGAUUAGAAGAGAAGGAUACUGAAUGUUAUGCUAAGGCAGCAGAUAGUUUAUUACUUGCAGCAAAGAGAAUCAAGAAUCAGUAUCAACAGUCAUCAAAUUCAGAGAAAGUCUGGUUAACAGCCACAGAUGAUAUGAAAAGCAAACUGGAAGAAGCUGAAUCGAUUGCUAAAACUGCCAUUCAAGAGCAGAUGAUCGACCAAGAAAGAAUUUCUACAUUGGAGAGAGAUCUUGAAGCAUUGAGAGAGUUAUGCCAUGAUAUGAAAAUUAAGGUGGAGAAUUAUCAGGCCAAGGAGGAUAUGUUGAAGGACAAAGAACAAGAACUUCUGACAAUGCAAAAUGCUUUAGACAGAGAAAUCGGUGGCCUGGAAUUGUUCAAAAGCCAAAUGAACGCGCUGAUGGAUAAAGUUAAUAAGCUAGAAGUUCAUUUCAUUGAGACAGAAACACACAAUCCUGAAGUUCAGUACUCAGGUCCCGUUGAGAAACUCUUUUUUAUAGUUGAUAAAGUCAUUGAUAUGCAGAAAAAGAUGGAUAUCUUGACUUACGAUAAGGAAGACAUGCAGUUGAUGAUUGCGUCCCAUGUGCGUGAGAUUGAAUAUCUGAAAAGGUCAGCUGAAACAAUCGAUAUCAAGUAUCAGGAAUUGGAAUCACAGAAGAAUGAAUUAUUAGAAAUCACUGGUGAUUUGGAGAAAAUUGUAAAAAGAUUAGGGGGAUAUGAUCCACUCCAAGAUCAAAAACCUUUGAGUGCAAAACUGCUCCUAGCAGUGCUGGAGAGACUGAUAACAGCCUCAAGAUUAGAAUCUGAAAACUUAAAAUCUAAAGCACAAGAAUUGGGAGCUAAAUUACAAGCAAAAGAUAAUCUUAUCAAAGAAUUGUCAGAGAAGGUAAAAAUUCUUGAGGAUUCAAUUCAUACUCGGCAGGAUGUCACAAAAGAAAGGACUGUUUUUGAAGAAACUCCCACAACAUUGGAACCGGAGAUAUCUGAAAUUGAAGAUGGACUCUUGGCAAAGAACAUAUCACCUGUUGCAACUGCUGCUCAAUUGAGAACAAUGCGGAAGGGGUCAAAUGACCAUCUCAUCCUCAACAUUGAUUCAGGGCCUGUUCAUUCAAUUGCUGCCCGGGAGAUUGAUGCCAAAGGCCAUGUUUUCAAAUCUCUGAAUACUACUGGUCUAAUCCCAAAACAAGGGAAGUUGAUUGCAGAUCGAAUUGAUGGUGUUUGGGUUUCUGGUGGUCAGUUACUGAUGCGUCGUCCCGGAGCAAGGCUAAGUAUCAUGGCUUACAUGUUCUUCUUGCAUCUAUGGUUGCUAGGCACCAUAUUGUAACAAUGUCAGCACAGCUACAAAUUACAAAUUGUAACAUAGAAGUAAAAAAAAUAAGCUCUUAUUAUCAUUAAUUUUUUUUAUAUUUAGUUAAUGUCCCAUUCGUUUUUCCCCUCAACAUUAGUUGAACAUGUAUUCAGAUCAUUUAUUAGCUACCUUACAAAUGUAAGGUGAUAAGAUAUAUCUUGCCCAUGCAUAAUAUAUUACAUGCUACAUAGAAAUUUUUUUUGACAGGUUAUGUA